GGAAACGAACAUUCCAGACAGUUGCGCAAAGGGCCAUCAUCUGAAGAAAAGAACAGUCUGAGAAAAGUCCAGCUCUGUAGGUUCCGUUAACUCAAAUUCCCUAGCAUUAUGUAACAGCAGCAGUCACUCUCCAAACGAAGGUGUUAAAAAUGAAAAAGUAGAGUCGUGAAACGGGAAAAAAAAACAAUCAGAAAAGAAAGAAACAAAAAAAAGAUGAUUUUCUUGAUAGACUUUGUAUUUCUCAAACCAAACAGAAGGUAAAAGAAAAUGCCGAACACUAGCUUGACAAUGCCGUCAGAAAAUGAGUCAAAUACGAACAACGCUCUCAGCGAACAUAGUAUACCUGUUUCUAAUUCUGAUCUUUACCUGGGUGAAAAUCCUCCUUACAAAGUGAGCGAUAAUGUUUCUGAGGUAAUCCAGCAAUUGAUGCACAAUGUCAAUGAUGAAGAUCAUCAAGCUCACCAUAUUUUCUGUGAAAUGGAUGUUCUACACAGAGAAGGAGAAGCCAUUGAAUGGAAGGAAAGUGCCAGAUGGGUGAAAUAUGAAGAAGAUGUGGAAGAUGGUGGUGAGCGCUGGUCAAAACCUCAUGUAGCAUCUCUGUCAAUGCAUGCAUUGUUCAGUCUGAAGAAAAGUAUCAUAGAUGGUGCUGUCCUUUUGGAUAUUGAUGCCAGUGACAUUUCUUCUGUGAUUGAUCAAGUUAUCACUACUUGGCAGCAACAUUCUGGCAUGACAAAAAGCAAUGAGAGAGAGAGAGCACGAGAUGUACUACUAAAGCAACACAAACACCUGUAUGCCAAGAGACGUUACAAAGCCAACCUUGAGAAACUUCGCUCUGUUCGGAGUCUUUAUGACUUGCAUCAUUCUCAUGUGGAAUCCAAAAGUUUGGAUAAUUUAAAGUCUGUGAGCAGCAACCAGAGUUUAGACAGUGGGGUGACCAGUGGAGAAUCUGGUGAAUUACAUCCAAACAAAGGAAACCUACAUUUUAUGCGAAAGAUUCCUAAAGAUGCUGAAGUUGCCAAUAUGAUGGUUGGAGAACUAGAAUCCCUUUCUAAGCAAUAUUUAGCUUUUGUCAGGCUCCAUAAAUCCCGGAUUAUUGGAGAAUUGACAGAGGUUACACUACCAACCAAAUUUCUUUUUAUCUUGCUGUCUCCAGUUGGACAUAAGCAUGAAGUGCAAGAAAUUGGAAGAAGUAUGUCCACAAUGAUGGUCGAUGAGAUAUUCCGUGAAGUUGCAUACAAAUGUCGCAAUAAAUCUGAACUAGUGGCAGGAAUUGAAGAAUUUAUGGUACAAGGAACUGUUUUGCCACCCGGUGGCUGGGAUCCUAAAAUCAGAAUUGAACCUCCAUUACGAGUGCCUUCUCAGCAAAUGCGCCGAAAUUCAUCAGCUUCAUCUCUUAAAGAAGUGGAAGAAGUAGAAGAAGACCAUUUCGAUCCAACUCUUGUAAGAUCUGGCAGGAUUUUUGGCGGCUUAAUUAAUGACUUUAAACGAAAAUUACCUUGGUAUGCCAGUGAUUUCAAAGAUUGUCUUCAUGUCCAAUGUUUGGCUUCAGUGAUUUUCUUAUUUUUGGCAACGUUUACUCAAAAUGUCACUUUUGGUGGAAUCCUUGGCAGCAAAACCAAGGGCUACAUGGGGACAAUGGAAUGUAUUUUGACAGCAGCUCUCUCUGGUGUGGUAUUUGCCUUAUUUUCAGGUCAGCCUUUAAACAUUCUAGGCAGCACAGGACCAAUGUUGGUACUUGAAACUAUUAUUUACCAAUUCUGUCAAGAUAAUGACUGGGAUUUCAUGCCGCUCCGUUUCUGGGUGGGCAUGUGGACUGUGCUGAUCUUAUUGAUUGUUGUUGCUUUUGAUAUGAGUGCAUUAGUAAAAUACAUAACCCGCUUCACAGAAGAGAGCUUUGCUUGUUUAAUUGCCAUCAUCUUCAUUGUUGAAGCAUUUGAUAAACUUGCUGAUAUCGGUAUAAAAAUUGCACCAAUGAAUGUCAACCCAGAUGUUCCUAUAUCUAACAACUGUAGCUGCUUUCAAAAUAGUUCACUUGCUGUGGCAAAUUCUAAUAAUGAAACUGCUUGUAACCUUAUAAAUGGAACGCUGAAAGGGGAUGGAUGCAAUCCUCCUUCAUACAAAGACAAUGUUUUCUUGAUGAGUAUUUUACUGUUUCUGGGAACCUUCACUAUCUCUAUGGCACUAAAAAUGUUUCGUGCCGGAACAUGUUUUCCAACAAUUGUACGACAAAUUACCAGUGACUUUGCUGUGUUCAUCGCAAUUAUAGUGAUGUCUGGCAUAGAUGCCGCAGUUGGUCUGGACACACCAAAAUUAACAGUUCCUACAAAGUUCCAACCAACUGACCCAUCAAAGCGUGACUGGGUCAUCAACCCAAUUAGUAGCAAGAAUCCAUGGUGGUUAUAUAUUGCAGCCUGCUUACCAGCAAUGUUGGCUUCAAUUCUGGUAUUUUUAGAUCAGCAAAUAACAAGUGUGAUUGUUAACCGUAAAGAAAAUAAGCUUGUGAAAGGUGGUGGUUAUCAUCUUGAUAUGUUGGUGGUAGCAGUUUUGAUUGGUCUCUGUUCUUUGUUUGGUUUACCUUGGUAUGUUGCUGCUACAGUGUCUGCUCUGGCACACAUAAUGAGUUUGAAGAGAGAAUCAGAGUGUAAUGCUCCUGGGGAAAGACCAGUUUUCUUGGGUGUUCGGGAACAAAGAGUAACAGCAAUUUGUGUUGGCAUCUUAAGUGGUCUGUCUGUCCUGCUCACAUCAAUUCUCAAGAUUAUUCCUAUGCCAGUAUUAUAUGGUGUAUUCUUGUAUAUGGGUGUAGUAGCUCUCUCUGGUAUGCAAUUGAUGACUAGCACCUCCUGA
Molecule: messenger RNA, 2844 nt
Organism: Octopus sinensis (East Asian common octopus)
Lineage: Eukaryota; Metazoa; Mollusca; Cephalopoda; Octopoda; Octopodidae
Product: electroneutral sodium bicarbonate exchanger 1-like
Exons: 19
Coding region: 268-2844 (858 amino acids)
Biological process (GO): bicarbonate transport; monoatomic anion transport; regulation of intracellular pH
Cellular component (GO): plasma membrane
Molecular function (GO): sodium:bicarbonate symporter activity; solute:inorganic anion antiporter activity; monoatomic anion transmembrane transporter activity
Source: RefSeq, a predicted model, not a curated record